Messenger RNA from Aspergillus clavatus NRRL 1, 756 nucleotides. RefSeq lists its product as uncharacterized. The coding region runs from base 1 to 756 and encodes 251 amino acids. NCBI's taxonomy places the organism in Eukaryota, Fungi, Ascomycota, Eurotiomycetes, Eurotiales, Aspergillaceae. The transcript has a single exon. The record is from RefSeq and is a predicted model, not a curated record.
AUGGGACAGAGAGUCUCCGCCAUCCAUAGUGUCAAGUCCGAGAAUUACUACGAGAAAGGAAAUGCAAUCAACGAGAUUUGGAUCGGAAAUGUAGAGCUGCUCUCUCGUCUUCCCUUCGGUGACUCCGACCUCGCCCAAGCUUCCUGGCCAAUUGGUGGUUGGCCCAAAAUUCCAUGGCACAACUUUAUUAUUCCUCUCAAGCGAAGAGCCUUCUCGUUCUACGUGGGAGACGGAGAUGGCGAUGGGCCUCAUCCGCUUUCGAAAGAAGCCAUGACCAGCGCAAGGCCAUCCGUUCAUCUUUCUCGAGGCAAGCUACUUAUCGCCGUCACCGUUCUUUCGUUGCUGUUCCUGUCGGCCGUCUACGUGCCAGUCGCACUCCGACAACAUACAGCGCCAUAUGGUUGGGAUACGGAUUCGGAGAGGCGCAGGCAGCAGAAAAGGCGGUUGGCCACGCGCACUUCCAUCGCAUCGGUGUUCCUUUUCGCCGCUUUGGUCAUCACGGCCUUGCAAUUUCACCUCUGGACAAUGAUUCGUUAUGUUUUUUCAGCGAAGGGCGCUGGUUUCCUGAUACUAGGAAUCACUUGGGCCACUGUAGGUGUCAUCGGCCAUUUCUUCGCCGUGAAGGCUGUGACCCUGCUCUGGUUGGACUGGAGAGAUGCCCGCCGCGCAGCCGCUGAGGACCUCUCCCAAGAGUUGGUAGAGAAAGAACUUCCUGGAAUCCUCGUGUCAUGGCUUCAGAGACAGCAUCGAGCUUGA